Molecule: messenger RNA, 3951 nt
Organism: Sitodiplosis mosellana (orange wheat blossom midge)
Lineage: Eukaryota; Metazoa; Arthropoda; Insecta; Diptera; Cecidomyiidae
Gene: CycB3
Product: G2/mitotic-specific cyclin-B3
Exons: 6
Coding region: 1396-3081 (561 amino acids)
Biological process (GO): regulation of cyclin-dependent protein serine/threonine kinase activity; mitotic cell cycle phase transition
Cellular component (GO): cytoplasm; cyclin-dependent protein kinase holoenzyme complex; centrosome
Molecular function (GO): cyclin-dependent protein serine/threonine kinase regulator activity
Source: RefSeq, a predicted model, not a curated record
UCUUGUUGAAACCAUAUUUGUUUCGAUCUCUCCCAUUCGUAAAGUAGAAUAAUCGUUGCGGCCGCUCUUCAAACACAAAACAAACAAAUAUUAUAUCGCACUUUCUUCCAUGAAUUUUAAACAAUAUUAAUGACGAUCUCGAAACCAAUCUUUGGUAAAAUCGGAGUGAAUAAAUUACUAAUUGUAACAAUGUUUUCGUAAGAUAAGAACGAGUAAUUUUUUUGUGUGAAAAACGACACAUUCCAUCCGAAAAACAAACUGAAGCUGGAAAAUGAAGAUAUUGAUCACAUUCACGAAAUGCGUAAGUUGAAACAAUAUUUUUUCUCUCUUCAUAUGUUUUGUAUCCGAAUUUAUUGUGCUGAAAUUUCAUAUUUUAGUCAAAAUUAAAUAGUUAAUGACAUUGACAACAGCUGUCACGAUCAUGCCAAGCAUUUUUCAUUUUAAUAAUUAAGAAUCAUUUCGUUGCAUUUCGCCGACGCAUUAUUUUCCAAAAAAAAAAAACGAAUUCAAUUUUAUGUUCUUUUUGAUUGAGUUUGGGCUAUUGAAAUCAGUUGAGAAAAAAACGCACGCGUAUAAGAGCCGACCGACUAUUUAAGUUGAAGUUGUUAAGUGUGUGUGCGCUUUGGGACAAGCGCUGCACGUCGUCGUCGUCGUCGUCGUCGUUGGUGUCAGUGGAUGUUGUAUAUUCAGUGAGAAUGUUCGUUUUUUGAUUCGAGUCUUCGCCUGCACGUACUCAUGUAUUAUAUCCAAUAGCAAAGCCACUUCGUUUGUGUGUAUGUGUUGAAAUAUCGUAGUGUGUAUGUGAUACAUUUUGAACCAAAAUAGCCGUUAUUUUUGUUUAUUACAAGAGGGAGCAAUUCAUAUUACAUCGCUUUUUUUUACACAGUGCGUUGCAUGUGCAAAGUGUGAGAGCGGCAAUUUGUUUGAUUCUGAUUGAGUUUUUUUUUUAAAUAAUAGAAUCAAUUUCAUAGUAUUAGAUAUUUUAUAGUUUUUAUUCAAAAGUGUUUAAAUCAUCGUAAAUAUUUGAAAUUAGAUUAGUUUUUGGUUCGAUGUUUUUCAUAUAUAUGUAUGAUGCAUCGAUGAAAUUGGCUGGUUAGCAGAAAACGAUUAUCUAAUGAUGAAUAUGGCGUGAAAAAUGCAAUCAUUAAACAAAUAAUACGCUUAUUCAAGAUUUAACGAUAUUUUGUUUGCAAUAUACAUACUAAUUUUAAUUUAAAAAUAAAAGAACGAGCUCCAAACUAAAAUCAUUUGAAAAACAUAAAGUGGACGAAGAAUUUGAAUCUUUAAAAAAAAAACCGAAACAGUGUGUGUUUUGUCCUGCGUAUUUAAUUUGUAUUGUGAAAAUCGAAAGAACAAUUGAAUCGAAAUAAAUUUCAUAAGAAAACACAAAGAAAAAUGGCACCAACAAAAUCACAAUCGACGCUCGCCACGAACAAAGGAGUUACCAAAUCAAUCGUAUCGUUGUCACGUCGUGCCACCUCAACACGUACGCAACAGCAAAAGGUGCUUGUGGAUGGUUUACACAAUGUUCCAGUUGGUAAACGGAAGGCUGAUGCUAGCCCGGGCCGCAAUGAGAAAGGUGUCAAACGUUCGGCAUUGGGCAAUGUGACCAAUGCCGUGCUCAAUGCUAUCGAAGACAGUAAAAAACUUACUCGAUCGAAAACGGACGCCAAGAAAACGACAACAACAUUGACAAACAGCAAGUUGAACGAAAAUCAAGCAAUCUUUGCCGCACCAAAUGCCGUUCAACGAGGAACUAAAAUCACUACACGAGCCGCAUCACGGGCCAUUGAAACGACAAAAAGCAUUGUGAAUGAGGCGACGGCUGGCCUCAAAAAAGUUAACAUUUCGACAACAAUUGCCAAGGGAAAAAAGAAGACUGAAACCACCACCGCUGCCACUGCUAACAUUAACAAUAAAGUAGAACGUCCGAUGCCAAACAGUGGAUCAGACAGCGAUACCGAUUUGAAGCCGAAUGCACGCCGCUUAUCGAAUGAAUUCGAACUAUUGGACAAUGAAGACAGUCACUACAUGUCAGCACUCGAAGAUUUGCCUUCGAUGCGUUUGUCGGUCGGUGAUCUUCGGCGAAAAUCAAUCAACAGCGAUGGCGCUUCCGGUUCGACUGAAUCAUUGAGCACAAUUGCUGAAUCCAUAGAUGUAACAUCGGCCUCAACUCAAUUCGAAGCAACACUUAAAGAAGAAAUAGCCAAAUCCAUUGGACCAGCUCCAGUACCACAGGGUGUCAUUGAUUUCGAUCGCGAAAAUUGGGACGAUCCAAUCCAAGUUUCCGACUAUGCCAUGGAUAUUUUCAAUUAUUUGAAAGAGCGCGAAGAAACUUUCAAAAUUGAUGCGUAUCUUGAGCGACAGCCACAUCUUACGAAUUGGAUGCGCACACUGCUUGUUGACUGGAUGGUUGAGGUUCAGGAGACAUUCGAAUUGAAUCACGAAACAUUGUAUUUGGCCGUUAAAAUUGUUGAUAUCUACCUUAGCAAGGUUCAAAUUGAAAAGGAAAAAUUGCAAUUGAUCGGAGCUGCUGCUCUAUUCAUGUCUUGUAAAUACGAUGAACGUACUCCCCCAUUGAUUGAAGACUUCUUGUACAUUUGUGAUGGAGCUUAUAAACAAAACGAAUUAGUUCGCAUGGAAAUGGACGCAUUCCGCACAAUUGGAUAUGAUUUGGGCAUCCCAUUAUCGUAUCGAUUCCUGAGAAGAUAUGCUCGGUGUGCCAAAGUGACGAUGCCCGAAUUAACUCUCGCUCGAUUCAUUUUGGAAUUUUCGCUCAUGAGCUACGACUUGAUAACAUUGAGUGACUCAAAAAUCGCUGCAGCCUGUUUAUUCAUGGCUCUUCGUAUGAAUCAAAAGACUGGUUGGAAUAAAACAUUAGAAUACUUCUCAGGUUACAAAUUAAGCGACUUUGAAUCGAUAAUACCUCUCUUAAAUGGACCACUACAUCUAAGACAACGUGAUGCAAACAAAACUAUUCGAAAUAAGUACACACACAAAGUGUUCUUUGAAGUGUCCAAAGUGCCGCUCAUGACAAACGAACAACUCUUCAAUUCCGGCGAAGUGAUUGAACAGCUAUAAGAGCGCGCAUUUUUAAAGCACAAAUGAUAAUUCAGGGCAAAUAAUUGAUUACUUUUUUUUUUAAAAACGAAUGAGUCUAACUGUAAUUUGAAGCGAAACACGAGUUUUGUUGCAUUCACAUCAAAUGGAAUGUCCACAAAAUCAAAAAAAACCAUUCUGAAUGUUAUCGUAACAAUACAUUGAUGCGCUUUAAAUAUGUGUGUUUUUUCACAAUAGUCAGAAAUCACCUAUGAUACAAUUUAAUUUUAUUUUCUUCAUCUGUAAUUACAAUGCUCGUGUUUCAAGAUUUUAUUCCUUUCCGCAUGCGAACAAAAAGAUCACUUCUUCUGUAUUUUUUUUAUUGUUUGAAUUAUGAUAAGUUAUUUGAGUUCAACCGAAUUAGUGUGGAAAAGUCCAUUUUUUUUAAAACAUGUACUCGAAUAAAAAGAAAUAUUGUUCGUUUGUGUCGUCAGUGUAGGAUUUUAUUCGAAUAUAUAUAUAUAGACUGAUGAGGAUGAUUUGAAAAUAAAAACAAAAAGUAGUUACGAAAUCGCAUCGCAAAAUAAAUUGGUCCAUCUGUUGAACAAAAGUACAAUUGCACGCACUCCAAACUCAGUCUGUGUUCAAAUUAAAUUAAUUGUUUUUCUACAAAGAGAAAGAGACGAAAUCAUCGCGAAAUACUCGAAUCUAGAAUCAUUUUAAAAAGAAAGCGUUUCGUUGUAUCAUAUUGAGAGAAAGAGAUAAAAAAAAACUACAAAAUCCAUUAUGCCUCACUAUUAAAUGUUAUGCACGUUGAUCCGGAGAAUCCAAGACAAGUACAAAUCCGGCAAGUCAGCAAAAGUAUUACAAACUAUUAAAAAUUAAACAUAAACACAAUAAUUCGAUUUGAAA